AUGGGCACCCUCAAGAACCUUGUGAUAGCGGUGACCGGCACUUUUGAACACGAUGUUACCAAGAUCAAGAAGUGGAUCGACGCCAACGGGGGUCGCUUUUCCCCCACUGUACAUAGAGGUGUCACACACCUCAUCACUGGCAAGGAUGCCUGGAAGCAAGCGUGGGACACAGUUCAGGCAGCCAACAAGCUCAGAGUCUUCGUUGUCACAUUUGAGUGGCUUGAAGACAGUCUGCACAGGAGGAGGGCGCUUGCCGAGACACAAUACACAUGGGAACACAUCGCGCGGCAGAAGAAGAGGGACAGGCAGAUGACCAAGCUGGGUCCGCGGAUGAGCACUAAACAGUUCAACGAUGGGUGCGAAGAGAUAAAGAAGACCAUGGGCUUAGGUACGUCCAAAUCCCGUCGGCCUCGUGUAGUUGCUCGCAAGCCCAAGAAGCCAACGAGCAUCUUGACUGCGGACAUGCAUGUGUCCUUCUUGUCUGCUGCAGAUGAUCUGACGCGGAGAAGGGAGGAGCGGGAGGCAGCUAAGGCAAAAAAGAAGGCUGAGGAGGAAGCGGCGACGAAGCAGUCCUCCACUUCAAUCGUCGACAACGUCUCCUCUCCCGCAUCCGCAAACUUUCACGCACUUCGCACGACGUCUUUCCUGCAUGCUUCUCCUGCUCCUGGUGUCCAAGCUAAGAUACCUGCUCUGAAAGAUCUCUACCACUACUACCUCGACACGACCGGCUUCGAGUACAAGAUUGUUCUCACCCGCUGUAACCUCCGCGCGAAUGAAAUCACCAGAUACCGGCUGAGGAUCCUCGAGAGCCACACCAAGCCACACGUAUACUGUACCUUCAUCGAGUAUUUCCCACCAAGCGUUGGCAACACCGCCGGAUCUGGCAUCCACACGCACCCCGAAGCGGACCGCCUACGAGCUCUCCUCGCGCCACCUUCAGCCGCACCUACUCUCCCUCCCGCCACUCGAGCGUACAAAUCCCUCAUCGUCCCGAUGUCCUCCGACUUCGCAACAGCCUGGCGCGCCUUCCGUCACGCCUUCCGCGACCUAACCCUCCUCUCAUGCGAAGAACGCUUCGACCUCUCCAAAACUCUCUACAAGACCCGCGCCGCCCACUUCAGCAUCGAACCCUUUGUCUACGUGCGCCCCAAGCACGGCCUGCCCCUCGGCCAGCGCACGCAGCAAAUCGGCCUC
Messenger RNA from Didymella exigua CBS 183.55, 1194 nucleotides. RefSeq lists its product as uncharacterized. Gene Ontology annotation, biological process: DNA replication initiation; mitotic DNA replication checkpoint signaling; mitotic G2 DNA damage checkpoint signaling. NCBI's taxonomy places the organism in Eukaryota, Fungi, Ascomycota, Dothideomycetes, Pleosporales, Didymellaceae. The record is from RefSeq and is a predicted model, not a curated record. The transcript is spliced from 3 exons. The annotation marks the transcript as partial.